UCUUAUAGAGCGUCGUGAGUUUUACGUAGUAGUGUGGCAAAUAUAUUAUAAAUUAUACUAGUACUGCAAAGUAAAAUAAACUAUUUACCGAUAAAAAUAUUUAAUGGCAUAAUAAUUUCAUAAAAAACAUAUGUAUAUAUUUUUUUAAUUUUAUUAAAGGUAAACAUUUCGCCAGAGCUCUAUCAAUGUUUUGUGAAGCAGCUUCUAUUUACAUUUUAACAUUCACAUUAAAUAUUAAAUAUUUAAGCAUUUGAAAUGCUAAGCCCAGAGGAAUAUAUUCUCGAUUUUAAGGCAGAGGAGAGAAAACCCCAAGCGACUGUUUUCGAUAUAGAAGAUAUUGAAAGUGAUGGCACUUUAUCAGCCAGUGAGAUUGAUAGCAAUGAAUGCAAUACUCCCACACCACCUCUACUUUGCAAACUUAAGAAAGUUCGUGUAAUGAUGAAAAAAUUACCCUCCCAUGUUUUAGAAACAUAUAAAUUAAAUAAAAAUAGUAGCAGCAAAGCAAAAACUAGCAGUUCUUCCGCCGUUAAGCCUUCAAGAAUAUCGAAACGUAAGGGAGCCAAAAACGUGCCAGGUUUAUAUUUAUCUUUACAUGUUAAUAAACCUUUAAAUAAAGUUCUUAAUGUGAAGAAAAGACGAAAGAGCACUUUUUUAAAUUCUUCGGGAAGACCUUUAAAAAAAGUUAAGAAAAAAGUGCUGACAAACGAUAAAAAAUCUCCAGGACUUUUGCAAAAUAAAAAAACAAGCACAAAAAGAUCUCUUCGAAAUAAUAAUCUAAAAAAUGAUAAAAGUAAUAUAAUUGAAAAAUCCGCAUCACAAAAAAACUGUUCCACUAUCAGCAGCUCUUCAGCAAGAACAUCUGGCUUAAGGAAAACAAACAAAGACUGUCAAUUCAUUAAACCCAAAGCACCUUUAAUGCCAAAUGUUUCCGCCAAUAGACCUAUUAGUAAUUUACACGCAAAGAUAGCAGCCACUAGGCCCAUAAACAAAGAGGAAAAAAUUAAAAGAUUUGUGGCCACAUUACCUAAUUGUCCAGAUGUUGUCAUAACCAAAUAUGAUUUACCAACAAAUAUGUCAACUAGAUCAUCACGGUUUACACCAGGGGCCCCCUUAACGCAUCCUCCAAACUCUUUAAUAUAUAAUCCUGCAGUCGUGCCAUCAUUACAAACUUUAUAUCAAGCUUAUCCCAAUUCCAGAUUAUUAACUACACCACAACAUAAUAUAUCUAACCAAGAUCCUGUCUCAUAUGCUCCUUCAAUACUACCAAACUUAUCACAAACUCAAAAUACACCGACAAAUAAUGCUUUUCCCACACUUAUUAUGUCUGCUCCUCGUCGUCUACCAAUGAUAGAACCAAAACAACCACCAAUAAUACCAACUUCCUCUUUAACACAAACUUCCUUUAUAACGCCAAAAGCAAAUGAUUCUAUUGCAGUGAAUUCCCCAAAAGUUUUGGUAAUAAACCAGCCAGCAUUAGAAUAUGAUCCCUUAGAUCACCAAAAUAAAACCAAAACUUUACGAAAAAGGCAACGAAAAGAUAAGGGAAAUUAUUAUGAAAAUGAUAGGGAAGCCUGUCUGCAAUCCGAAUCUGAAAACCUGAAAAUGUCCGAUACUGAACAGCGUAGCAGCAAUGUACCAAAAGUUAUAAAGCGUAUAAUAUAUCACACUAAAUCGGUACAAACCAAGUUCACUUGCAAUGGCACCAUUUGCGGCUUAGUUGACUCGGAUGAAUUUAAUUUAAAUUGUUUUUAUUGUUAUGAGAUCUUUCCUUUACACAAAUGGAAGGAGUUUAAGGAACAUAUUAAAUUUGUACAUCAUGUAGAAGAGCAGGCAAAUGCAAAUGAAACCGAUGAAGAUGAAGAAGAAACUGAAAAUGCAAGUCUCACCACAAAGGCCGAUACUCAAACUAUUGUAAAUCUAAAGGCAAGAACUUUAAGCAACAGGAAAAUGUUAAUAACAAAACCAGUAGAAUCCCCAUCUAAAGAAUGUGUUUAUAAAAAAUUACCACUUGAACCUAGACUUGUGGCUCAACGUGAGCGAGAACUUAAUAGAACAACCACGGCGGAGCCAGCUAAACAUUCAAUAGCCCAUGUAAAUAAAAGUCCAGCUAAGAAAUCCUCGCAACAACUAAACCAAUCACAACAAUCAAAUUGUUCAUCUAGAGGAAAUACCUCAAUGGAUCUUUGCCAUGAUAUCAUUAGUUUAGAUAGCGAUAAUGGCGAAGAUGAUCUACAAUUGGUUAAUGAAGAUAUUAGAGAGCAUGUAAUGAAAAAUAAGCAUAAAGUGGAAAAAUCUUUAAGCAAUAAUUUGAAUAAUGAUAUGUCCCUAAUCGAUAAAGUAGCAAAACUAAUACCGCCACAUAUAACUAUUAAAAAGGUCCAAAAACCUUGCACAAGUGAAACGUCAAAUAUCAACAAGUCAAACAUACCGGAAAAAUCUAUUUCUUUAAUAAAGCCCUCUGUAAAUAAAUCAACUACUAAACUCACUAAGACCACUGAUACUUCCUUAGAUGAACCCUUUAUAAAAGUGCCUUCUAAUUUCAAUAUACAAAGAGUUAUUAAAUAUAUACCAAAACCAACAAUUGAAAAAUCAACCGGUGUGGAGAGUUCUAAACCCAGAUACUUUGUGGUGAAGAAAAUUGUAAAACCCGCCAACAAGAUACCCAAUUUAAAUGUGUCGAAAGGCAUGAUUGUAACCAAAAGGUUGAAAACCGAUGAUAAUAACUUGCCCUCGAAUGAUGAAAAUGAAGAUGCGAUGCCCAAACCCACCAAUGGUAGUGGUAUUAUAUUUGGUUUGACUAAUCCCAUGGUGGUUAUAGAAUUUCUUUUGAAACUAAAAUCCUUCCCAGAAUUAUGGCGGCCGCAAAUUAAAACUAAUUCAGCAAAUUACGAUGAAAGUAUUAAAAAAUUAUGUUUACAUCUCAACAAUCGUUUCGAGUUAAACAUAAAAGAUACGGAAAUGCGUAUCAGUAUACAGCGCGUUAAGGAUUGGUAUUGUCGCAUGCUGAACAAGAUCUACGAACACAAUAAAAAUUGCAAUAAUAUGGAACCAUUUAAACACAAAUUUCCUUUGUAUUUUAAAAUUUUAAAUCAAUUCUUAAUCUCUGAUGCUCGUUAUGCAAGUAAUCGUAUGCUAAGUUCUCACAACACCGAUACAAAUAUUAAUAAAUGGAUGGUAAAUAAAGCGGCAGUAGAAGCUCCCAAAACAAGUGCAUUUCAUUUAGAUAAAGAUAAUUCGCUAUCACUUUUACAGCCGACUAACAACACAACAGCAGUUAACAAGGAUCCAACUGAAGCAACAACAACAACAGCAGCCAUAUCUAAUACCCAAACCAAUAAUGAUCCACCACCACCCGUCACAGAAACUACAGCAAAUUCAGAAAAUAAUACCGACAGUCUUAUAGAAUUUGAUGCCGAUAUUUUAUACGAGGACGAAAGUAGCGAUGAAGAGGUGCUGGAACCUUUCGAUGAAACAAAACCGACAAAUAAAAAUAAAAAAAUCAAACUCAAAGAGCCUGGCAAAAGACGUACCAAGACUUAUUUGGGCAGGUAUGAAUGUGAUGUAUGUAAAAAAGUUUACAAACGUAAAUGUGACUUAAGACGUCAUAGAAUUCAUCACUUUCCACCACAGUUUGAAUGUUCUGUUUGCUUGCAAAAGUUCUUCUUCAAACAUUGGGCCGAAAAAUGUAAUCAUCUUAAAAAGCGUAAAUACAAUACAACGAACAAAUCGGAUAAAACUGAGGGAAGUGUAGAAACAGUGAUACCAAAAAAAUGGCCCAAAAAAAUAUUUAGAUUUAAAUUGAUUUGUGAGAUAUGUGGUGCUUCGUAUAGACAGAUUGGUUCUUUGAAUUGCCACAAAAGAGACAAACAUUUAAAUCAAAGACUCAAGUGUGUGGUAUGUAGUUUUACUGCCCUCACCAAUUAUCGCAUAGUGCAGCAUCAGAAAAAACGUCAUAUUGUGGAGCCGGGUACAGUGGAAGAAGUAGCUAAGAAAAGCCGAGCACGCACGGAAACUAAAACGCCUUUUUCUGUGGAAGCUAGACAAGAAUUUGACUGGCGUCGUGAGAUGCGCAAGAAACUGCAGCCGGGUGAGAAAUUUUUCGCCUGCUGCAAGUGCCGUAUCAUCUUUAAUUCACGCAAAGAAAAGGUUUUACACAACAAACUUGAGCAUCCCAUUAAAGAGACUUCUGUGGUUUGUCUUUUAUGUUUGCCCAAUAAAUUCCUCUUAUCCAACUCAAAUUCUGCUCGGCGUCAUUACACCGAUAUACAUAAAGUACCCUGGGAUGAAAUCGAUGAUUUGGUCAAACGCACUAAACCGGUUUUCAAUAUUUUGAGCAAAGAUGAAAUUGAGCUUUUAAAUGCCAGUCGAAAUUGGAAAGAACUUUUGGAGGAGUUAAUAAAGGAUAGAGAACUGGAGCCGGUGGAAAAGAUAAAAACUCAAAUAGAUGAAGAAGCCAUACAGGCGGUACAAAAUUUACCAAUUAUAAACUCAGAACCCGAAAUAGAUGUGAAUAAAAUCGAUGUGGAAUGUGAAACAAAAGAAGAAGAAAAUGUAUAUGUUGCUGGUCUGGAAGAGAAUACCAAGAACGAAAAUAUUUGUGUAGAUAAUAUGGAGGCAGCAAAGGAAGAGAAUGUUUAUGUAGAUAACAUAGAGGUAGCGAAGGAAGAAAACAUAGAGAAAGAGGAAAAUGUUUAUGUAGAUGGUAUCAUAGAUCAUGAUUAUAAUAACGAGGAAAUGGUAUAUACUGAGCAAGAACAAUAUACCGCCCACAACAACAAUGAACAUGAUUACAGCGAGGAACAAGGCGAAGCCAUUGAAAAUUAUAAUAACUACGAAGAGGAAUUAAAUGAACGGAAUAAUGAUCAGUUAUAUGAACAUUCGCCUAACGUAACAGUUGAGGGUAUAAGUGAACCUAUUGCUUAUAACAUAGAAUGCACCGAAGAUGUGAUAGAUGAUCAUCAAAAUACUGAACAUAAUGACCAAGAAUAUCUUCAAACUAUUGUCGAUGAUUUGGUUGAAGGAGAACUAGUAGAUGGUCAGUUGGUUGAGGAGUGUAUUGUGGUGGAAGAGUGUAUUGAUGAUGUUAUCGACAAUGAGAUGGAAUAUUUUUAAUAAACUCUUAACAAAUAGCUUAGACUUAAUACUAUACUUACAUGCAAAAUGAAAUGUAUAUUUUUUAAUUUAAAUGUAAGAAUGUGAAUUUAUAAAAUAAAUAUUCAUAAAUUGUUGGUUUUAAA
Molecule: messenger RNA, 5237 nt
Organism: Lucilia cuprina (Australian sheep blowfly)
Lineage: Eukaryota; Metazoa; Arthropoda; Insecta; Diptera; Calliphoridae
Exons: 9
Coding region: 256-5112 (1618 amino acids)
Biological process (GO): regulation of DNA-templated transcription
Molecular function (GO): RNA polymerase II cis-regulatory region sequence-specific DNA binding; DNA-binding transcription factor activity, RNA polymerase II-specific
Source: RefSeq, a predicted model, not a curated record